Messenger RNA from Ectocarpus siliculosus, 2883 nucleotides. The record is from the annotation of a GenBank genome assembly. Lineage: Eukaryota; Phaeophyceae; Ectocarpales; Ectocarpaceae.
AUGGCUAGUUCAGCCUUUUCACAGAAAUGGCGCGAAAGCUUGGAGGGCGGUCAGCCAAGCGACCAAGCAGAGAAUCAAGGGCGGCAGAGCGAGGCCCAAGCCCUCUGUUCUAGCAGCGGACGCCACCAACCAUGCCAAGGCUGCUUGGCGAAAGCGGCCGAGCUGAGGGAUGUGAUGGCGUCCCUCGAGCUCGUCCAGGUACGAUCGCGCGCCGCGGUGGAUCGCUGCAACAAGCAGCAAACGGACCUGGAGCGCCGGCGGGACUACACCGGGCAGCUGGAGAGGUCUCUGGAGGAGGCUAAGGCCGAAGUCGGUCGCAUCCAGGCAUCGAUGCAACAGCUCGAGAGGGAAAACCUCUCCCUGCUCGCUCAGUUGGCGGGGAGGGCAAGCUCUUCUGCUGCAGCGGCAAUGCUACAGAACCUGGCGGCCGCUGCCGCUACCGCCACUGCCGCCGCCACCGCCGCCGGGGGGGGGAUGGGUGCAGAACAGGGCGUGGUUAACGCACCGCCAGUGGACGACGACUUGGGAACGGCGUUCAUCCGACGUCAGCUGGAAGACGCCUGCACGAAGGCGGUGUUUGCCCAGCGUGCGCUCGAUCCCGAGCGCGGGUUUCUCCAGAUGGGCGACGAGCUCGGGGCUGGUGGACACGGCACCGUGCGUAAGGCCGUGGACCCGACCACGGGGAAGACAUACGCGGUCAAGACCGCCAACGACGAGGAAGGCAAGGCCUGCCUGAAGGAAGAGGCGAAGAACCUCAUCCGGCUCGGUGUUGACGAAGGCGUCGUAGAGGUUAUGGCCAUCCUCGACAAAGACAGUUCGAUGGCCAUCGCGAUGGAGCUCGGGCAAACCGAUCUCCAACACGCCAUGUUCGACCAGAAGCGCACGGUGGUCGAACUGUUGACGUAUGCCGCACAGGUGGCCGACGGAGUAGACUUCAUGCACGGCAAGGGCCUCGUCCACGGGGAUGUUAAGCCCGACAACGUCGUCCUCGUCAAGAAGAGCGAGACCCUUACCGUGGCCAAGUUGGCCGACCUCGGCUUGUCGCGCGCGGUGGGUGAGAGGAAAUACAGAGGCUGCGGUACGCUCGGGAACUCCAUCACUCCCAACAAUUACUUCGAGGAGGUUCCCGCGGACAAGGCCGACGACGUCUGGGCCCUCGGCGUGUUGCUUCUGUCCUUGCUGCUGCCGCGGGGCCUCUUCUCGAGCAACUUCUUGACGAGUCGUGUCCUCCACACCGCCGCGGAGAGGGAGGCACUCGCACGCUCCACCACGAGCAGGCAGAGACUCGAGAUUAAGUUUCGCAUGUCCUCCCGCACGGCCAACGACACGUCCGAGAAUGGAUUCCAGAAGAGGAUGAUCAGGGGCAUGCUCUUCGUGACCCUCGAGCAGACGAUGCGGGACACCGCCUGUGAUUUUCUGCGGCGCAUGGUCGACCCCGACGCCAGCAAGCGGCCGGACAUCGGCGAGGUGCGGGCGUGGCUGCCGUCCAUCAUCCAGUCCGCGGAGAGGCAGACGGCGGUCACGGCGGCGGCCGCUCUGGUGCCGACAACGCCCUCUCCCCCGCCUCGGUUGCCGCUGUCGAGAGGGGGCUCCGUGUCUACGAUUUCGUUUUCGUCCUCUGGGGGUAGCUCGGACUCUUCUUCUUCUUCUUCUUCUGCGGCGAGAACGUCAGACUCUGCUUCUUCGCCUUCGGCCGGGUCGGCGCCAUCGGCCGGGGGCUCCGUAGAAUCGUUCUCGUCUUCGGCCUCUCGCUCGGGGAGGCUCGCCGUUGUCUUGGAGGACGAGGCCGGUAUGGCUGUGAGUGGGCAACAAGAGGACGCUACCCCGAACCCGCCCGCCGCCGCUACCGUCGCCACCGCCGCCGCCGCCAUCACUCCCUCGAUGGCCGGCAGCACAAGUGCAGAGGCCGCGGGUGGCGACAACUCGGCCCCGGACUCUUGGAUGCCCUCGCACGACGGGGCUUCUCUCGCCCUCGGUACCGGUGCGGCAGAGAGCGUGCAGGAUGGCGUGGCGCACAACUCCGGUUCGGAGGACGCCUGGUCCACAGGCACCAGCAGCGUCUCCGGCAUCGAUGCUGCCGUCGGAAUCAACUCGAGCGCCGACAUCUCCCAGCAGCAGGUCGAGUUGUCUUCAAAUGUGGGCUCUGUCCGGUUUUUCUCCGGGGCAGGUGCGGCGGGCGCGACCGACGGGCUGCUGCUGCCGCUGGUCAGCGGGGGCGGGUGCAGCACCAGCGGUAGCCGGCAGGCCCGAGGCGAUGAUGGAGAGGCGACGGUGGAUGCCGACGGUUGGUCCGAGCCCGUAGCGGUGGGGUGUGUGAGCGUCGAAGGGAUCGUCGACGGCAACGGUAGCGCGGACGCCGGCACCUCGAGCGCGGUCGACGUGACGUUGACUCUGACCCCGGCAGUUUCCGCGAUGGUGGCGGAAGAGGGGCCGACUGGUGAUGGUACCUUUGGCGAGCACUGGGCAGUCGGUGGGAGUCGGGAGUGCCUCGGCAGCGGCGAGUGGGGAGAGGCGGCCGCGACGGGGCCGCGGCAACGACCCCGUCUGGGCACGUUCUUGAAUCUAGUCUCGGAGGGCCCCCCCGCCGCCGCCACUGCUGGUGAAGGUGCUGUGGGUGCAUCGUCCACGAUGACCGCUCCUCCCCCCAUCGUGCCAGGGAGUUUCGCGUUCGAGGGUGCGGGUACGGCGGGGGGACAAGAGCCGUGGGCGAUUGACCUGGGGAUGGCUGCUGCUGGAGCGGGUGGAUGGGGAAUCGACCUAUGGGUGACGGCUCUCGCCCCUCUUCCUCAGGAUGUAUUCGCCCCGGAGGUAAACAUGGCCGUUCAAUGUGGCCGCUACGGCCGCCGCCGCCGCCGCCUCCCCUGCUUUGCCUCCCUCCACUGA